AAGAUAUUGUUGGAUACUUGGAAUUUUCAGGUCUUUAUAAAUUUUCUGAAGUAUUAUAAAAACGAUAGUAUUUAACAAAUUACGAUUUAUAAAAUUGAACUUUAUUUUCGAUUUUAUGGGCUUGCUUACAUGUGAGCCACCUUUGCCGCGACCGCGUAUAUAGCAUUCCGAAAAGUUAGGUUAGCAUGAUUUGAUGGCGUUUGUAGGCAUGUUAGAAGGAACUUGACGCCAAAAUUCCGAUCGCGAUAUACUAGAGUUCAUAUUUAAAUUAUUUUUAGAGAAAGGGCAAGAAGUAGUUAUUAGAGUCUCAAACACACAUACAUCAUGGAUAUUCGGCCAAACAACACUAUUUACAUAAAUAAUUUAAACGAAAAGAUCAAGAAAGAUGAACUCAAGAAGUCAUUAUAUGCCAUAUUUUCACAGUUUGGUCAAAUCUUAGACAUAGUAGCAUUAAAAACUCUCAAAAUGCGUGGUCAAGCUUUUGUGAUUUUCAAGGAAAUCGCUAGUGCAACAAAUGCUCUUAGGUCUAUGCAAGGUUUCCCAUUUUAUGACAAACCAAUGCGAAUAAACUAUUCUAAAACAGACAGUGAUAUUAUUGCAAAAAUGAAGGGCACCUUUACGGAAAGGCCAAAGAAACCAAAGAGAGUUAUACCAGCAGCCGACGAAGAAGCAAAGAAAGCCAAAAAGAGGGCAAAGGAACAAGCUAAGCAACAACAAAUGGGUUACACGCCUGGAGCUGCUCAACACGCUGGCAUGGCUAAUGCAGCUGUUCCAGAGCAACCUCCAAAUCAAAUUCUUUUCCUUACAAACUUACCAGACGAAACCAGCGAAAUGAUGUUGUCCAUGCUGUUCAAUCAAUUCCCAGGCUUCAAAGAAGUAAGAUUGGUUCCAAAUCGACACGACAUUGCCUUCGUAGAGUUUGAAAAUGAAGUUCAAUCCGGAGCUGCUAAAGACGCGCUUCAAGGUUUCAAGAUCACGCCGUCUCACGCAAUGAAAAUAUCGUUCGCCAAGAAGUAAUUAUUCUAAUGAUAAUUAUCUAUACAUUUAAGAAAGAUCGUGUUUUGAGAGGAAAACAAUUCUUGGAGCAUUUAGUAAUACUGGUGCCGUGAUUUCACCGUGUACAAAUUUCUAAAAGUAAUUGCUGCUGCAAUAAUACAAAUGAAUUUAAUAAAAUUGAAUAUUUAAUUAUUCAUUAGUUUUUUUUUAUAACUAGCAACAUGUAUAAAUUAGGUAACUAAGGAAACCUAGAUAAUGUCAGAUUCAUUUACCUACAAAUACUUGAAAAUAAUUUUGUAACACUUCAUAAUUAACAUAUAGUGUAUAUGAGAAUGAAUGGAUCAUAUUCAAAAAUGAAUCAUGAUCACGAGAUAUAUGUACAACAUUUUAAACAAUAAAGAAGAACAUUGAUAAAGA
Molecule: messenger RNA, 1413 nt
Organism: Nasonia vitripennis (jewel wasp)
Lineage: Eukaryota; Metazoa; Arthropoda; Insecta; Hymenoptera; Pteromalidae
Gene: snf
Product: U1 small nuclear ribonucleoprotein A
Exons: 3
Coding region: 325-1017 (230 amino acids)
Biological process (GO): mRNA splicing, via spliceosome
Cellular component (GO): U1 snRNP
Molecular function (GO): U1 snRNA binding
Source: RefSeq, a predicted model, not a curated record